Messenger RNA from Seriola dumerili (greater amberjack), 5206 nucleotides. It is a transcript of the gene pdlim5a, whose product is annotated as PDZ and LIM domain 5. Gene Ontology annotation, cellular component: Z disc; adherens junction; filamentous actin. Gene Ontology annotation, molecular function: actin binding; muscle alpha-actinin binding. The transcript is spliced from 20 exons. Gene Ontology annotation, biological process: muscle structure development; actin cytoskeleton organization; heart development. The coding region runs from base 253 to 3357 and encodes 1034 amino acids. The record is from RefSeq and is a predicted model, not a curated record. Lineage: Eukaryota; Metazoa; Chordata; Actinopteri; Carangiformes; Carangidae.
UGCUGGGAAGGGGAUAGUCCAGGGGAAACUAGGGAUAACAUUGUCUACCUUCCUGUAAGGGAAUAUUUUCCUCUCUGGAAUUUCCAUUAAACAGAUCUUGGAACAACAUCUUAAAAGGAGACAGCACUUCUGGCCAAAUUCUCACCCAUCGUCAAAAGCCAGUGACAUCAUUAUUAUCACCUGAUCCGCAAUCAGCAUCAUCAAUCGCCAGCAACAUAAACGCCAAACGCAUUUGACAUUAUCAGGAAGACCAUGAGCGGCAACUACAGCGUCACUCUCUUAGGCCCUGCCCCCUGGGGCUUCAGGCUGCAAGGAGGGAAGGACUUCAACAUGCCCCUCACCAUCUCCAGGCUGACGGAUGGUGGGAAGGCAGCUAAAGCUCGUAUGGCUGUUGGUGACAUGGUUUUGUCCAUCGACGGCAUCGCCACAGACGGCAUGAACCACCUGGAGGCCCAGAACAAGAUCAAGAGCUGCACUGACAACCUCAGCCUCACCCUGCAGAAGGCCUCCAGUGUUCCCAAACCACCUCCUGUGGCACCAAAGGACGACAGAUCAGACAUCAUAAAACCAGUGGCUCUCACCCACCCCCCUCCUCCACCCUAUCCCCACCCUCAGUCCUCCAGUCCCUCCUCCGCCCCCUACAAUAAAGCCCCCAGACCUUACGGGGGCUGCGGAUCAGAGAGCGACUACACUCCAUCACAAUCACCAUUUACUGCUUUCAUCCCAUCCCCAUCCUCUGCCUUCACUCCUGCGUCCUCCCACACCAGUCCUCCUCCUCCUCCACCUCCUGUCUCUUACCCAUCCUCUUCCUCCUCCUCCUCCCCUGGCCUCGUUCCACCUCAGCCAUCAGUGUAUAACACACCAAUCAACCUAUACUCCACUGAGAACGCCUGUGAGGUGGCCAUGGGGCAGAGGCGGGGCCUAUUGGAGAGUCAGGGUGGAGCCUUGCCACUGCAGUUUAAUGGAGUUCCCAGGAAACACGUUGUGGACACAGACAUCCAUUUUUACCAUGUGCCCACUCAUGCUGAUGCCAGCAGGAAGCGCAUAACGGAGGACACAGAGGACUGGCGCCCCCGCACUGGCACCACCCAGUCCAGAUCAUUCAAGAUUCUGGCUCAGAUCACUGGCACCGAGCACGCUCAAGAUGAGGAAGCUGACAAAGCCAAGAAGACAAAUUCCUUCACUCUUUCCUCUUCCAGUUAUCUCACUGACUCUGAGACAAACAGUGGGAAGGUCAGUGACAGGUCUCCAGCACGCCAAGCAGGUGGUUCACUCACAACGUGCAGCGCCCUGAGUGAUACAGAGACCACUCCCACAUCUCACACUGACCAACCACAGCUACAGGCGACAGGCUCAUCAGCCAAUCAGCAGUGGCAAGAGAAGGAUGCUAUAAUCCAACAUGAUGUCCUUAUUUCCAAACCUGACGGCCUCUUAAAAACCCAAAAUCAAGACAACAACAUAUCAUCUGCGUCACACCUUCGUCUAGUUGCCAUCCCAUUAUCGUAUUCAAGCUCUGUUGACACGUUUCGUCAAAUACACCCAAACCAUUUGUCUAAUAUGAACUAUUCAUUAGCGCCAAUGCUGGUACCUUUAACAUGCAAUGGCUCAGCUCUAAACCAAAUGUCAUCAUCUCAUGCCCAUCAUUACACCUUUUCAGAUGCCCAAAAGUCAAAUGACACUUCCCUUGAUGCUGUGUUUUUGCCAGAUAGCAUGCCCCAUUCUUUUCUUGGGCCAAAUCCUGUUUGUAGCCAUACUCCAGCAUCGUGUCUGCCUGUUUUUAGUUUAUUGCCUGCCCAAACAGUAGGAGUAUAUUCCUCAUGUGGUAGCAGUACUUUACCAGCACAAAACCAAGCACCAGGGGCCUCUUCUGACCCAGUCCGUGUCUGUAGACCAUGUACCUCAGAUGUUACUCUUUCAGCUCAACCAAGCUUCCAACUGCUCCCUGCUGAAAGCAGUUCCCAGGUGACACCACUAGAGGGCAGCACAGAUUUGGAAAAGUUUGAGUCCAUGAACUGUUUGACUGGCCAUGAUGAUGACAACCAUAAAUUAGAUAAUCCUGCUGCUGCAUGUCUGAGGGCAGCGCAAAGUCAGUUUCAACUUUCACCUCAACACAGUUUCCCAGUCCAAGUCAAUACCCAUUUAUCUCAUAUAUCAGCACAUCAUCAUGCGCUCUACUCUACCAAACCAGUCAGGAGAGAGCUCCUGUCAAGUCCUCUAGACUUCUUGCCCAGAGCGGCCCCCUCACCCCCUCCCCUCACCCAUAGUGCACUCAAACAGCCCAUGCGACAGACACACACUAAGUGCCGUAGUCCAGUGCAGUCAAGAACAACUUAUCCGAACAAUCCUAGGCCUCCUGAGAAAGCAGCAUCUCAGUCCUUAUUGGACGCCCUGCUUAUCACUCCAGUCAUUCAAGCUUUGCCUCUUUGCCUGAAGAAAAAGAAGAAGCGUCGUAGCGUCAGUGAGCUGCACCUGCCCAAGAACAAGAGGGUGUCUUGGCAUCAGUCUGCCACAGAAGAGGGAGACCCUCUCUUCUCUUCCCCCGUCAAUGCUGUCUAUGUCUUUAGUGAGGAGAGUGAGGAACCUGAACUCAACAGCCAUGACUCUGCAGUUGUCAAGACCAUGAUCAAAGGACCUGCUGCAACCCAGGGUCACCGUCCACAGAUUGGUUUGAUCACUCCGUCUUUUGGUAUGAAGGGCAACGGCAGUGCCAGUGUCCCAAGGGGUCCGGUCCCAGCCCGACCUGUACCUCAGCCCCACCCUAAAGAUGAGGACACCUUGGUCCAAAUGGCAGAACACAUCCCUGCAGGGACCCGUACGCCCAUGUGUGCCCACUGCAACAUGGUCAUCAGAGGGCCCUUUUUAGUAGCAAUGGGUAAAUCAUGGCAUAAGGAGGAAUUUAACUGUGCCCACUGCCGCACAUCCCUGGCUGAUGUGGGCUUUGUGGAAGAACAGGGAUUUGUCUACUGUGAACACUGCUAUGAGGAGUUCUUCGCUCCGACGUGCAGCCGCUGCCAGGCUAAGAUAUUGGGGGAGGUGAUAAAUGCCCUCAAACAGACGUGGCAUGUGUACUGCUUUCUGUGCGCUUCCUGUCAGCAGCCAAUCAGAAACAACACCUUCCACCUGGAGGAUGGAGAACCAUACUGUGAGCGAGACUUCUACAGUUUGUUUGGGACUGGCUGUCAUGGCUGUGAGUUCCCCAUUGAGGCUGGAGAUAAGUUCCUGGAGGCCCUGGGUUACACCUGGCAUGACACCUGCUUUGUUUGUGCUGUGUGCUGUACUGCGCUGGAAGGCCAGACCUUCUUCUCCAAGAAAGACAAACCUCUUUGCAAGAAACAUGCUCACACACUGAAAAUAUGAUUCCUAGACUGUUCUCACACUUUUUUGGCCAUACAUCUUUUUUUGGUAGGUUAAGAAGACCUCUUACUGUAAUGAUAGUUAGUCCAUGCAACAAUACAACUCGAGCGAUAGUCAUUCAUGCAUGGUGGUGGCUCCUCCAGGUGAGCUAAUUUAGUCGUAUUCAGGCACCCAAACCCAUUAUAAAGAAAACAUCAUUUGAUUUUACCUUGUGUUCCCUACCAGAAGCAGCAAUAAGGCUAGCAGUUAACAACUGUUCUUAGUAUUGACUGAUUUUCAAUGGAAAAUACUGUAUUUGGAGCCAAUCAGUUUGAACUGAUUUUCAUCUGCAUUUUAUGUGCUCAUGGAUCCAAAGUAGAACAGUUUUAUUGUCAAAUGGUGCAGUGUAUGUAUACUACCACUACAAAUCACCAAAGUCAGUAAUUUAAUGUUACAUAAGAUUCUGUCGUAGUCUUUAUUUUCUUAAUCCAGAGUUUAAUCUUGAGUUUCUUAGAAGCGUGACAGCGAUUAGAUGUAUUCUACCCUGUUAAAUUAUACAUCAGAAACUACAGUGCCAGAAAUGUUGGAAAAUAUAUAUUCAUACUCAUACUAUAUGAAAACAAUUUUCUAAGCAGGAGUUUAUAUUUGUUAGUGUUAAUGUUUGUUUAGCUGUAUCAAAUUUCAAAUUCUAACCAGCAGCUAUUAAGAGUUUAAAAGAAUGUUAGCCAUUCACUUUCCUGUGUUCCAUGAACAGCAUUUCAAAUCAGAACCUCCAUCAAAAGUUUUUAAUUGGGCUGAAUGUCUGAGAUGAUUAUCAAAGCUGUUGCAUUUAAUAAAUCCUUAUGAUUAUUUGAUCUUUUUCUGUAUUUUAUAAAUUAAUUCUAUGUGUUUUAUUUUCCAUGUGUUGUGUGAAACUGGUAACACUGGCAAAAAUAUUACUUGUUUCAAAACAGAAGGUCACAUUUAGUAAUAUGUAUUUGGAGCAGUAAGGCACUUGAGAAAGAGAGACAAAGAGAAAGAGGAGUGGUCUUGAUUUUAUGGAGGAAACAAUUGGUCUUAAGUAUAAAAUAAAAUAAAUAUAUAUACAGUACGUACAAAAUGAGUGAAUAAAUGUAUAACAAAAUAUAAAGCCCAUAGUUGUAUAUUCAUGUAUUUCUCCUUGCUAUUUGCAGAAAAAGGCAGAAAUACAUUUUCUGUACUGAGUGCCAUAUAGUUUCAUGAAUCAUAUUAAUAUUUUUUGUUUUACUUCAUGUUAUUUUAUGUAUUAAUUAUGUAUUUUCACUCAUUGCAUUAAUUUCUGGUUGAUUCAGUCCUCUAUAUGCUUCAUAAACAUAAGAAGCGGUUUCUGGCCUGCAGGAAAAUAAGGAGUGAAACACAGAUACUAUAAUCCUUGUGUAGUAAACCCUGUUUAUUUUAUUUUGUUUAUAGAGGGGAGAAAUGUCUGAUCAGACAAUAUAUAUUUAACUGUUUGAGUAACUGGGUCUUUGCUUUUCAGGGACUGGUGCAGGGAAUGGAUCCAGGUAGUUUCGUCUGUGUUUUUAGUGUCUCACUUGACUGUCACUUGACUUAACUGUCCCAACAUGUCCAUUUGACAAUUAUUUACUUUUCAUUAUGGCUGAGGGGCAAAUAUGGUCUGUUUUGUUUUUCAAAGAGCAGAGCAAAUGGCAACAAAACUCUGUCUAAAUCUAAUCUAAUCUAAAUUUCACAUAAUUAUGAAAAAAAUCUUUGUUUUUACUGAAUGGGACAAAAUGGGGUUAGUACGAUGUACUGUGUUAACUAAAAGUGGUUAAAAAGGAAAGAAAGAAUCAUCUACAAAAGCACAGUUGGAACUGUUCAAAUUGAUCUGAGUUGUUUAAUAAAUUAUGUACUUUUA